This is a messenger RNA of Lytechinus pictus (painted urchin), 10532 nucleotides long. RefSeq names its product 1-phosphatidylinositol 4,5-bisphosphate phosphodiesterase gamma-1-like. The record is from RefSeq and is a predicted model, not a curated record. The coding region runs from base 303 to 4151 and encodes 1282 amino acids. The transcript has 33 exons. NCBI's taxonomy places the organism in Eukaryota, Metazoa, Echinodermata, Echinoidea, Temnopleuroida, Toxopneustidae. Gene Ontology annotation, molecular function: protein binding; phosphatidylinositol-4,5-bisphosphate phospholipase C activity. Gene Ontology annotation, biological process: release of sequestered calcium ion into cytosol; positive regulation of epithelial cell migration; phosphatidylinositol-mediated signaling.
AGUUCAACCAAGAGUAAGACGGAAGUAAGACUUGAUAAACAAUAUAUACGGCCAGACAGUACACAGUACAGGCUGGGCCAGCGCCACACAAUUGUAUACGAAUAGGACUAAGUGAGACUCUGCAGUAUCACCGUCAUACAACUUUAGGAAAUAGUGUUGAACUUGAUUAUUCUAAUGUUUCAGGCCAACAGUAAGUUAUAUGAUUGUUUGUGGAGCUUGGGAAUCUUAAUCAGCCAUUGCUGCUGUGACGGGUGAGCACGACAGAGGAUCCUUGAGGGGUCAUUGGUGUUGACUGCUGGGAGAUGGCGGUGAUACAGAACGGCACCAUGGAGCUAACCGAACAGGACAUACACAGCAUGCAGCACAACCUGGCCCUUGGUACGCUCUUGACCCGCUUUUAUGGCCGCAAGAGACCCGAGCGUAAAUCUUUUGAGGUCAAUAUGGAGACCAGGCAGGUUGUAUGGAGGAGGCAGGGAGGACGAACUGAAGGAGCAAUCAACAUCAGAGAAAUCAAAGAAAUCAGACCGGGCAAGGUUUCAAAAGACUUUGAGAAGUGGCCUGAGGAGCAUCGUAGGCACCCAAACAACAUCUGCUUUGUGGUCUUCUAUGGUACAGAGUUCAGGCUAAAGACGCUUUCUGUAGCUGCUGUGAAUGCAGAUGAGUAUCACCUUUGGAUAACUGGACUCAAAUGGCUAGCAGAAAACACAGAAAAGGCUAGUUACCCAUUACAAGUCAGGAGGUGGCUACGAAGGGAAUUCUAUGCCAUGGGAAAGAACAAAACAGACACAGUUUCAUUGAGAGACAUGAAGUCAUUUCUUCCAAGAAUUAACCUGAAGAUGAACACUAGAGAACUUAGAGAAAACUUCAACGAGGCAGACCGAUGGGGUCGGCAAGAGAUACCAUUUGAUGGCCUUCUUCAGCUUUAUAACAACCUGGUUUUCCAACAAGAGGUGGCAGACAGGUUACGUGAAUACUACAAUGACAUGAAUAGAGUAACUUUGAAUGAUUACAUCAGGUUUUUAGCCCAAGAACAGAAGGACCCUGUAGCCAACAAUCCACAUGAAGUUAAACAGUACAUCAAGAAGUAUUUUGCUGAUUCUGGGAAACCCCCAGUGGAAAGCGAUAGUGACCUCUCUUUCACGGUGCAAGAAUUUGUAGAUUACCUUUACUCCAAAGACAAUGAGAUAUGGAAUCGUUUCUAUGACAACAUCACAGAUGACAUGGAUAGACCACUAUGUGAUUAUUGGAUUGCCUCUUCUCACAACACAUACCUUACUGGAGAUCAAGUAUCCAGUGAAUCGUCAGUGGAAGCCUAUGCUAGGUGCCUGCGGAUGGGAUGUAGAUGCCUUGAAUUGGACUGUUGGGAUGGACCAGACGGGUUACCGAUCAUCUACCAUGGUCACACCUUGACAACAAAGAUCAGAUUUUAUGAUGUCCUCAAGACGAUAAAGGAACAUGCAUGGAUCACUACAGACUUUCCGAUAAUCUUAUCGAUAGAGAAUCAUUGCUCUCUGCUACAGCAGAGGAACAUGGCUUGUCUCUUCCAAGAAGUCUUUGGAGAGAACUUGCUAACACAGCCAAUAGAUAGGGAUGCCAAUAGUCUUCCUGCCGUCAGCAAGCUGAAGAGGAAGAUCAUUCUUAAGCACAAGAAGCUCCCCGAUAAUGGAAACGAGACCUUCACUGUGCCCCAAGAAGACAGUCUAGAUUUUGACUUGAGAAAUUCAACCAAAAAUGGCAUUCUACUUCUCGAGGAUCCAUUAGAUCAAGAAUGGGCUCCUCAUUACUUUGUUCUGACUGACACCAAGCUGUACUACUCAGAAGAGACCAACACCCAGGCCAGUCAGGAUGAUGAUGAUGAUGCUAGCUCCAUUGAACCGGCCACGCCCAAUGAAGAGCUUCACUACUCCGAACCCUGGUUUCACGGAAAACUAAACACGAACCCAGACCAGCAGCCCCGCACUGUUGCUGAUGAGCUUCUUACACGAUAUCAGCAAGGCGAUGGAACAUUCCUUGUCCGUGAAAGUGAAACCUUCAAAGGAGACUAUUCCCUUUCAUUCUGGGCACAUAACCAGGUCAAUCACUGCCGAAUCCGUUCCAAGUCCAUCCACGGCAAAACUUGCUAUUAUCUGGUCGAAAACCUUCCGUUCCCGAACCUCUAUACUCUCGUCAACUUCUACCGUGAACGCUCGAUCAAGGGCGGAAACGGCAUCACGGUGAAGUUAAAGGAUACAGUCCCACAGCUGUAUGGCCACGAGAAAGCCGAAUGGUUCCACAGUCGAUUGAGCAGACAUGAGGCGGAGGACAUGCUAAAGAGGGUUCGUCAGGAUGGUGCGUUUCUCGUCAGAAAGAGCGAGCGAGAGAGUGACGCUUUCGCCAUCUCGUUCAGAGCGGACGGGAAGAUCAAGCAUUGUCGUAUCAAGCAAGAGGGUAGGCUCUUCACGAUUGGAAGCGCCCAAUUUGAGAGCCUUGCGGAGCUAUGCAGCUAUUAUCACAAGUACCCCCUCUAUAGGAAGAUGAAGUUAAAGUCUCCUGUCAACCAAGAAGUGGUCGAUAGAGUAGGAGGGGAUUUAGAUCCAGAAGAUGAUCCUAUCUAUGGAACAGGGGGAAUCUACAUGGAUCCAAACCAAUUUGUACCAAAGGUCACUGUAAAAGCAUUAUAUGAUUACAAGGCACAGAGAGAGGAUGAAUUAUCAUUCUGCAAACAUGCCAUUAUCACCAAUGUUGAUAAACAAGACCAUGGAUGGUGGAAAGGGGACUAUGGUGGUAAGAAAAAUAUGUGGUUUCCUUCUAAUUAUGUUGAAGAGGUGACGACCCCUGCUACCAAUGACCAGGGACAGAAUGCAACACUCCUAGGUAACCUUCAGAAGGGUGCUAUUGACAUCAAUGGAUGCAGUGUGGAAAUGAUGCUAGGCGUGAGGACAAGACAGCAUUUUGUGUUCAGAAUAAUCUCGCCGACGCAGCGUAACGCGAUGGACGUAGCUGCCACCGACCUAACAGAGCUUGAGGACUGGAUGAAAUGCAUACAGGAAGCUUCAGUCAAAGCCACUGUUAUGACAAAGAGUAUCCAGAAUCAUGAACGUAGACUGCGUAUCGCGAGGGAAUUCUCCAGGCUCAUCGUCUACUGCAGAUCUGUUCCAUUCUCAGAAGACAACAUUCCAGGCAAAUACUUUGAGAUGUCGUCCUUCCCUGAAACCAAAGUAGAGCGUUACAUGGUUCCUGGCAAGUCAAAGCUCCUUGUGGAUUACAACAGGAAACAGGUCAGCAGGACCUAUCCUAAAGGUCAACGUAUCGAUUCGUCCAACUACGACCCCAUCCCAAUCUGGUUCUGCGGUUGUCAGAUGGUCUCUCUUAACUACCAGACUCCAGAUCGUCAUAUGCAGGUGAAUGAGGGCAUGUUUGCACUCAAUGGGAGAUGUGGAUACGUACUGAAACCAGAGUGCAUGUUUGAUAAGAACUUUGAUUCUUUCGACAAGAGAACAUUAUCAAACGUUGAUCCCAUCCAUCUAACCAUUACAAUCAUAGCAGCCCGUCAUUUGCAGAAGACCGGCCGUGGUAUAGCCAGUCCAUUUGUCGAAGUAGAAGUACUUGGUUCUGACUAUGACAGUGGGAACAAAUACAAGACAAGCACAAAAGCUGAUAAUGGUUUUAACCCAGUCUUCAAUGAAGUGUGUGAGUUCGACGUAUCCAACCCAGAUCUAGCCAUGCUAAGGUUUGUCAUCCAGGAUGAAGAUGUCUUCGGUGAACCUAACUUCCUUGGCCAGGCUACCUACCCUCUCAAGGCUAUCAGAACAGGAUAUCGAUCUGUCCAGCUGAAGAACGGGUACUCUGAAGAGCUGGAACUAGCUACACUCUUGGUCCAUGUUGAUAGGAGAGUCAUAGGGGAAUGUGACGACAGCGACCUUUACGCGUCCAUUCAGAUGUUGAGGGAGAGGACGCAAGAGCUGACUGCUGUGGUCAAUACCAUGGACAGACCAGACAUCGACAAUGGUGCUGGGGGCGGAGAGUCGGACGCAUUCCGUUUGAAGACGGCAGAGCUGAAUAACUGCCAGGAGGCACUCUUCAAUCUCCAAGAACAGAGAAAGCAACGGGUGGAAAAGAGAAAACUUAGAAAAACAGCAAGCAACAGUCAGAGCCGACUUCCCAGACCUUAAAGAGAAAUCUAAAAAAUCAACAGUAAACUGAUCAUUGAUUAUGAUCCCAUACCAGAAAGUGUUAAAGAGUUCUUAUCUUCAACUGGAAAGUGAAGAAGUUCUUGUGGAAUGCUCUUAUGGCACUGUACUUAUGAACAUCUACCAAGGGAGAUCACAGGAUUGACAAGAUAUGGUCAUUGGAGGAAUGGAAGCUGCGAGUCUUGGUUCAGUUUGCAUUCACUUUGAUUACAGAUUAUCAGAUGAAUGUCAUCUUUACAUUCUGUGAUGAUUGUAUAGUAUCAAUUGACCAUCAUCUUUACAUUCAUGUGAUGAUUGCAGAUUAUUAAGUGACUCAUCUGUACAUUCAUGCGAUGAGUGCAGAUAUCAAUCGACUGUCGUCCAUACAAUCAGUUGAUGAUUGCAGAUUAUUGAAUGACUGUCAUCUGUACAUUUACAUGGUCAGGAUUGCAUAUUAUCAAAUGGCUUGUCUGUACAUUCAUGUGAUGAUUGCUUAGUGUCAGUCGACUGUCAUCUAUGAAUUCAUGAGUUGAAUGCAGGUUCUCAGAUGAAUGUCAGCUAUACAAUCAUGUGAUGAUGAUGAUUGCAGAGUAUCAAUCAACUGUCAUCUAUAAAAUCAGGUGAUGAUUGCAGAUUAUUUAAUGAUUGUCACCUAUACAUUUACAUGGUAAUGAUUGCAGAUUAUCAGAGGAAUUUCAUUUAUACAAUCAUGUGAUGAUGAUUGCAUAGGAUAAUAUUUUGUCUUGUGGACAGAAUUUAAGUGACUAAAUAUGACCUUUUCUGGAGUGUUAUCAUGGAAAUGCAGAGUAUAAUCUCUAAUAUGCUUUUAAUCCGUUGAAGAUUUGUUUUAUUUUCAUACUAUAUAUGCCCAUUGUGGAUGGGAUUGGGAUUUUUUUUAUUGUGAUAGCCACAUGUUGAAUGUAGAUGAUGCAUGUGGGAUAUUUUGGUUUGUGUACAAAAAAACUGUACAACAACUUGUUGAGUUCAUGUAAAGUCAAGUGGUAUUUACCUAAACAGAUCAUGUCUCUAUUAACUUAACUUGUAGUCUUGUUGAAAGAAUUUAAGUUUUCUAUCCUCUUUAUUGCUUUCUAUUGAUGUAAAAGUCUACCUGAAUGAUCUGUUAAUGUGUAUUGAUCUAUUAGGUUGUAGUCACAUAUUGGCAUUAGACAUAACUGGGACACGUUUUACAAAGUGCUGAGAUGGAUUUAUAUCAUUCUCAAACUGAGAUCGAUCUCAAAUUGUGUAGUUAAGUAAUAUAAGAUUAGAUCUCAAUCUGUGUUUGAUUUGAAUCAAUCGCAACUCUUUGUAAGACAGUGCUCAUUUCAUCUUUAUGUGUGCAGGAUAACAACUCAUCACCAUGGCAAUGCCAUAUAAAAUAACCAAACAUUUUAUUAUAAAGUCUAUCUCUCUACUAAAAAGAAUAUACGAUAUAUACGUGUAAUGAUACAAUCACAUGUAUAAAGAAAAUAAUCUACAUGAAUCUAAGAGACUCAUGCAAAAAUACCAAGAAUAAUUGUUGUAAAUCCAUUAAAUGUUUAUGAUUUGAAGAAGAAAUCUUGAAGGAUUUUGGUACAGGAAAAUUGUUUAAUGUUUUAACCAAAAAUAUUAUUUUUCUGGGUUGAGUUUGAGUAGAUGUAUUUGUAUUUUUGAUUAUACAAACAAUGGUGCAUUUUUUUAUAUGUAGUGUAUGUAAUAGUGGGAAUAUCGUGGUGUAGUGGUUCUGACUCUCGCCUUUCAGUCAGUGUCGUGGGUUCAAAUCCCAGCAAGAAAUUUAUCAAUAUUGUGCUGUACAUGUCCAAGGUGCAGUAUACUAGUGUUUGGCAGGAUUAUCAUUUUCUUGAACACUUGUCUGUCGGGAUAGCAGCUGGGAUAUAGCCAGAGUAAUAAUCACAAUUAGCACCUCGAGUACUCUGCAGAGAGGAAGCAAGUGUUUUGCUAUUACUAUUUUUUGUAUUAUUAUUUUUCUUAUUAAUGAUGAAAAUGUGCAAAAUGCACUGAUUACAGCAUACAUAAACAUAAUGAAAAGUUAAGUACUCCGAUAAUCAGCAAAAGCUGAGAGAAUAGAUUUAAAUGAGAGUAGAUUACAAUCAAAAUGUUUUUCACAUCCUGAGCCUUGCAUCAAAUUUAGUCAUUACAUCACAUAAACAGAAUAUAAUGAUUAUUUAUAUGAUCAUCUUGUAGAAUUUUGAUGUGUGGGAGCAUUGGUGUAGUGGUUGCUUUGUAACCAGAGGGUUGUCUAUUUGAUUCCCACUGCGAUAUCACAUACCUUUGCAAGGCAUCAAUCCAUACCUUGCCACUCUCCACCCAGGUGUUAAAAUGGCCACCUGAUAUUAUGCGAAGGCCUACUUAGUAUACUUAUAAUAAUUGGAGGUUUUACACUCUUGCUAUUUUUUGUACACCCCAGGGAGUGGAGAAAGUGCAUACAUUGUGUGUGUGCAACCCAGAAUAAGAUAACCUGGGUCAUAUAUCUUUAAAGUGCAUUAGUGUUCCAAUGUUUCAAGUGAAAUAUUAUUAUAAUAGAUUUCAUCAAACAAGGAUGGAGCAUUUAAGCUUUGAUCAGACGUAGUGAAGAGGUGCAAUUAUCGGCCGAUUUUGUUUCGAAUUGACCUCGAAAACGCUCGAAGUCAUGAGAGGGUUUCCUGAAAUCGCUAAGAAAGUGUUGCAGUAAAACGGCCAUAACUUUUGUCAAUGACCUAUUAUGGAAAGAAGAAUGAUUACUUUGAUUGUUCAUCUCGUUCGUUUUGCCAUUUGUGGAGUAACAAUAUGAAAAAAAUAUCACAGAACUCUCCUUAAAAAAUUAAAACAAGCAGUUGAAAAAUUCGCGUAAAUUUCAAAUUUUCAGGUCUGUGGCAUGAACGAAACUGAGAUAUGUCAGAAAGUAACUAUUAAGAUAACUUUGUGUGAAAAAUCAGUUCUUGUAAACAUGGGGUACGGAUAUGUCUGGAAAUAAUCCAACUCUUUGCGAUUUUCAACACAAGAAAUUUGUUUUCACGCCAAGUCAACCCAUUGAAAACCAUGAUGUCAUUACCGAACUUCUGUCUCGUAUACUCACUUUUUUGUUUGUUCUAAAGACGGUGAAUCACAGUCAUUGGCAAUGCCAGUACAGCUUGGUAUACCGUACAGUGCAGUGAAGCUGCCAUGCCAGAGCAGAGCGUGCUACAUCCCUAUUCAUGUAUCAGACAAAUUGAUGAGAAAUUGGUUUUGCAGCGCAGGUAUCAGCAAGUUAACCAGUGAAAUGUGACUUUUGUAAGCUUCAUUUCAUCACUGAUCACGGUCAUUGUAUCUCGAUUAAGUAAAAGACAUAAUUGAUAUAGAAAUAGGGAAAUUUCUGUGCUUACCUUGUACUUUCAUUCGAAUGCACGUAAACACUUACCAUAAAGCACGUACCAUAACAAAAAGGCUAGUGAUUGAUUGCAGGGCUGAGUCCAAUAGGUAAUUGCACCGGUUAUUGUGUAUGAUUAGCGAUAACAAUAAAUUCUAACGUAUGUAAGUUGGAUUUGCUGGUAUAAAAAAACUCCUUGUUAUUUUGUGUCAUAACCCCAAUUUCAUACAGUAAUUUCUCACAAAAUAAGUCUUUGGCACAGCAAAAACUUGGCAUGCAAAUCCGUAUAUACCUCGUGAAUAUGCACAGCGAAUCUCAUGAAUAUUCAAUGCAGGGUAUAGAUAUGUCUGGAAAAAGUUUGAGAGUACUUUUGGAAGACAACGAAAAUUAAAGCAAGCGAGAAAUUAAAACUAUUUGAUUGUUUGAUAUCAUUUUUUCAGGAUCGAAUGAUAUCAUUUUCGAUAAGUCCUGAAAAUUUGAGGAAAUUUUGUUAACGUACAGUGAAAAUACAAGCAAGUGAAUUUCUCUUGAAAAAAUGAACUCUGUCCCCACGUGCGUGAAUGACCGUUAGAAAUUCAAAACAAAUCGGGCGUUUAGGCCGAGUUAAUUGCAUCCGUCCGCUGGGCCUGUGAUGAGAUGAUAUCACUAUAAAGCUCUGUAAGGUAUUCAGUAGUACUCAGAUAAAGUCAAUGACAGUAACAUGAAAAAUAAGUUGCAAACAACUUCAUUUCAUCAUAAAUUUCCACUGACUUCUGACAAGGGAACCCAACCUUUUACAACAAACGACAUAUAUGUAUACAUAAGAAAUGAAUUAUGAAACACAUUGUGUAAGUGCGACUCUAAUUCACACUUCUGCUUCUCUGUUUUGGGUUUUUUUUUUUUAAUUCUUUCCAUUCUAUCUUUCCAUUUCUCUUGGGUCAUUUACUUUUAAAUGCAUAUAUACAUCUACUUUAGCCAUGCAGCCAAAAUGUUUCCUCUAGAUUUUCAAUUGUGCUGUCGCCUCAGAUCUGAUUGACUCUGUACACAUAUAACAUUGCUGAGCCUUGUUGCGCCUUAAAAUAUGACACAGUUCAUUUUGCAAAGUAUUGGGUAUUCUAUGAGUUGUGAAGUGUUAAUGAAGCAUCACUGUUAUGCAUAUCGUUUUGCCUUAUGAAAUUACCACUACUAGCACAUUUUUUUCUUUGCUCUCUCUGUCAUUGGUUGGGGAGUUCCAUUAAUACUGGUGAUUGUCAGUUUAAAUGAUUUGUGCCAUUUCAAUAGAGUUCCGCCACCACAUUGUUUUAAAGACCCAUACCAAAAAGUGAAAUUGACCUAUCAUAUAACAAUCGAAAGCUUAUAAAUUACUUAAGAUAGAAAUGUAAGCUUUAUGCAUUUUGACCACUUAACUAGCCGAGUAUUUUGCUUAAGAAUAGCUCCAUUUAUUGGGCUUCGAAAGUAGGCUUACUUGUCCGUGCUUUCACCGGCCUCAAAACCAUUACAUAAUGUUGUGUUAGAAGCAUUGUGAUUUCAUAGGUUUGUACCCAGAAAAACUGGGUGAUUUUUCCACCUUUUAGAUUGCAUAUUUUAUUUUCUUCAAUUCUAUCACCUAGAGAUAUCAUAAAUGCCUUUUCCUGCAAGUUUGAAUUAAUGAAAUUUAUGGCUCUUGGCUACUUUUUACCAUAUUUCAUUUCUCGUUUAUUAGGCGCAGCUUUUCAUUUUUAUCUGCAUUCAGAGUUUGUGUAACAACUUUUCCUGACAUAGCAAUUUAGGCUCUAUAAGAGCCAAACAAAGAAAUCACAAAAAAAUAAAAUCUAGUGAAGAGCUCUAGGUUUCCAUCCAUUUGAGCACUGAAUAAUUGUCAUUGCCAUUUCUUCUGCAAAUUGAAGAAAAGAAAUCAAAUUCAGAAUUUGAAAAGCAGAAAAAUUACCCAUUUUAUCUGUGUGCAAGCCUAUGGAAUCGCAACACAACAUGACAUCACGGUCUUGAGGCAGGUGAAAAGCACUGGAAAGCCUUUUGUCAAAAUUCCCUGCGUAACCCGUUAAUUUGAGUUUUUCUUGAGCAAAAUACCUUACUUUGUUGCACUAUUUGUCAGUUUCACUUUUAACUCCAGUCUGGGUCUUUAACCCAAGGAGGUAAAGUGUCUCCUCAAAGAGAUAAUUUGGCAAUUUACCUUUCUCCUGAAUGAAAAAUAUGAUUACAAAGAGAAAACUGUUCUGCAAAAAAUGAUCCCAUUUCCAAUGAUGCAUGUUGUAUCGUUCAUGAAUAAAUGCUGUUUAAAGUGAGCUAAUCAGUAACACUUUAAACCACUGUUUCAAAGUGCAAAAUUGGCAACUUUUUGAUACAGUUUUGCCAUUAUCAUUUAUUUUAACUAUUAUAUCCAUAUUGGAUUUUUGAAAUGGAUGGAAAUGAAUGGAAAAUUUUUACCAAUCUGCGGAUCAAUACCAGUUUUGAAGUCUAAAAAGUUUAGCUUUUGAAAUUUCAUUUGAAUUUCAUAGGUGAACUCGUCAAACAGUAAUACACAGUAUAGACCCACAAAAAGACAGUAAAACACCAUACAAAUGUGGUAUAAACCCAUUAGCAGGAAUGCCAGUAUCACAGCAUUGUACUUUGUGAGAGCUGGAAACCUAUUUUUAGGGGGAAAAACAGUCAUCUCGCCUUUUCUCUAAUAUUCAUGUGCAGUAUUCUUUUUUUAAUUUUAAUUUUUAGUAGUUAUAACCAACAUCAAAAUGAAGUCAAUUGACACCAGUGCUUAUGAAUAAAUUGUUGUCUAGUAUAAUGUAUACUAUUCUUGUAUGCUAUUCUUCUUCCCAAGCUUUGACCUGUUAACAUUAAGCUUUAAUUGCAAUAUUUUAUAUUGAUUAAGAGCGAUAACCACAAAGAAAUAAUCAUGUCAACACUUAGUAGGCUUUGGAUGUAUGAUAUUCUUAUAUUUUGUUCAAGUGAUGUUAAUUUGAUUUAAAUGUGACCAAAAUAAUCUAACCAAAUAGUACCUACUUAUCAUAUGUAAGCCAUUCAUUUCAAAAUUAUCUUUUGGUAAAUGUGGAAAUUGAGACAUAUAAUAAAUAUAUGCCGCUGGAAAACAA